Hippocampus zosterae (dwarf seahorse) is the source of this 5762-nucleotide messenger RNA. RefSeq names its product WD repeat domain 11 (gene wdr11). Gene Ontology annotation, molecular function: protein binding. Bases 124 to 3852 code for a protein of 1242 amino acids. Lineage: Eukaryota; Metazoa; Chordata; Actinopteri; Syngnathiformes; Syngnathidae. The record is from RefSeq and is a predicted model, not a curated record. The transcript is spliced from 29 exons. Gene Ontology annotation, cellular component: cytoplasm.
UGAAUUCUACAGCACGCUUCCACUUCCUGUAAUCGUCAAACGCGUAUCUCAGCCAGAAAGCUCAUCAACUGUCACAACUUUCGACCGGCAAGCGUAAAUGACGUGCAAGCAGUGAUCAAGAAUAUGAUUCCAUACACUGUCAACAUCAAACUCGCGGCUCGGACGUUGACUGGCACCCUAAAUUUGCAGAAUAAAACCGCAGUAGAUUGGGGCUGGCAGGGGCUGAUAGCUCAAGGAUGUCACUCUAGCAUUCUCAUUAUUGAUCCAAAGACAUCACAGACCAUUCAAGUGCUGGAAAGACACAAAGCCAAUGUGGUCAAGGUAAAGUGGUCAAGAGAAAACUACUACCAUAACUUGAGCUCGCCCUACUGUUUGCGACUGGCCUCCGGAGAUGCCUCGGGAAAGAUAAUAGUGUGGGAUGUUGUUAGUGGCACUGCCCAUUGUGAGAUCCAAGAGCACUCCAAACCCAUCCAGGAUUUGGAGUGGCUGUGGAAUCAGGAUGUUUCCCGUGAUCUGUUGUUGGCUGUGCAUCCACCUAACUACAUUGUUCUAUGGAAUGGAGACACAGGAACCAAGCUGUGGAAGAAAAGCUAUGCUGAAAACAUUCUGUCCUUUUCUUUUGACCCAUUUGACCCAUCCAACAUGGCAUUGCUGACGAGCGAAGGAAUAGUCUUCAUCACAGACUUUUCCCACUCAAAACCACCAGGAAGUGCAGGCAAAAAGGUUUACAUUGCAAGUCCUCACGCAAGCCCCGCCCACACCAAGCCUGCACCCACAGUGGCUCCCCCUCCUACCGGUGCCAAGAAGGCUCUCAACAAGGUUAAAGUGCUAAUCACCAAUGAAAAGCCCACCGCAGAGUCGGUGACGUUGAACGACUGCCUGCAGCUGUCUUACUUGCCAUCCAAAAGGAACCACAUGUUGCUGCUCUAUCCCCGAGAGAUUCUCAUCCUUGACUUGGAGCUCAGCCAGACUGUGGGUGUUGUUGCCAUUGAGCGUUCUGGAGUGCCUUUCAUCCAGGUGAUCCCCUGCGCCCAGAGGGAUGCUUUGUACUGCCUCCACGAAAACGGUUGCAUCACCCUUCGUGUGUGCCGUUCCACUGCAGCUCUUGAAGACGGAUCAGUAGCAACAGACCCUGAACAGAGUGCCCAGGAACUUGUGUAUGACCUCCGCUCUCAGUGUGAUGCUAUUCGGGUCACCAAGACCGUCCGGCCAUACCGCAUGGUUAUCUGCCCCAUCAACGAAAACAGCGCUGCUCUCAUGGUCAGCGAUGGUAGAGUCAUGCUAUGGGAGCUCAAAGCCUUCACAGGCAGAGCUACUGCCAAUCCAAGUUCAGGAUUGUCCCCACUCUACUCUCCGGUGUCCUUUUGUGGCGCUCCUCUGGCUCCAAACCAAAAACAUAUUCAAAAUCUCUCUCUCAACAGCAUGAUAGGUCAAACUUUAAUAGCUGGUGAGGCCCCUCUUCCAUCCUCCAACCAACAAGAAGUCCAGCUGAAGUUUCUGUUGACUGGUCUCCUCUCUGGCUUGCCAUUGCCACCCUUUGCCAUCCGCAUGUGUCCACCUCUGACAACCAAAAACAUCAACCACUACCAACCCAUGCUGGCUGUUGGUACAAGUAAUGGGUCUGUCCUGGUGUACAACCUUACCAGUGGUCUUCUCCACAAGGAGCUCAGUGUGCAUUCUUGUGAAGUCAGGGGUAUUGAGUGGGUGAGUCUCACCAGUUUUCUAUCUUUUGCCACUUCCUCUCCCAACAACAUGGGCGUGGUUCGGAAUGAGCUGCAGCACGUCGAUAUGCCUACUGGGCGAUGUUUUGCUUUCAGAGGUGAGCGAGGGAAUGAUGAGCCACCCAUUGAGAUGAUAAAAGUUUCACAUCUAAAGCAGUACCUGGUAGUGGUGUUCAGAGACAAACCGCUGGAGUUGUGGGACAUCAGGACAGGGACACUUCUCCGAGAGAUGGCAAAGAACUUCCCUACUGUUACAGCUCUGGAGUGGUCUCCAUCACACAACUUGAAAAGUUUAAAGAAGAAGCAAAUGGCAGCGAGGGAGGCCAUGGCUCGUCAGACAGUGUCAGACGCUGAGCAAAAUAGUGUUGAAUCUUCAGUUAUCAGUCUGCUUCAGGAUGCAGAGAGCAAGUCAGAAACCACCCAGGCCAUAUCUGCCAGGGAACAUUUUGUGUUUACUGACACAGAUGGGCAGGUGUACCAUAUCACUGUAGAAGGCAACACUGUCAAAGAUGGGGCCCGUAUCCCUCCUGAUGGCAGUAUGGGUAGUAUUGCCUGCAUUGCAUGGAAAGGUGACACUCUGGUGCUCGGUGAUGUAGAUGGAAAUCUUAACUUCUGGGACCUUAAAGCACGUUUGUCCAGGGGAAUCCCAACUCACCGAGGCUGGGUGAAGAAAAUUCGCUUUGCACCAGGAAAAGGCAACCAGAAACUCUUGGUUAUGUACACUGAUGGAGCAGAGGUCUGGGACACGAAAGAGGUCCAAAUGGUCAGCAGCAUGCGCAUUGGUCGCAACGUCAACUAUCGCGUCUUAGACAUUGACUGGUGCACUUCAGACAAAGUCGUGCUGGCUUCGGAUGACGGGUGUAUUCGGGUGUUGGAGAUGGCCAUGAAGUCCGCUAGCUAUCGUAUGGAUGAACAAGAUCUCACCGAUUCAGUGUGGUGCCCCUAUCUGCUGCUACCCCGAGCUGCCCUCACUCUCAAGGCUUUCCUCCUCCUGCAGCCGUGGUCGGGAACCUUCACGAUGGACAUUACACAAGUAGACUACAGUGAGAAAGAUGAGAUAAAAGGUCUGAUCCAGGAGCAGCUCAAUUCUUUGUCAAAUGACAUGAAGUGUGUGCUCCAGGACCCAGAGCUCAGUCUGCUGCAGCGCUGCCUUUUGGUCUCACGGUUGUUCGGAGAUGAGUCUGACCUUCACUUUUGGACAGUGGCUUCACACUACCUCCAGUCAUUUGCCCAGGCUCAUCACCUCAGUGUGGAGGGUGAGAUUCAAAGUGAAUUAGCUCAGCAGUCGCCUCAGAAUCACCUGGACAUCUGCCACGACAUGCUUUGUGAGAGCUCCUAUUUCCAGAAAUUCCAGUUGGAUCGUGUUCACCUGCAGGAAGUGAAGCGCACCAGUUAUGAGCAUACUAAGAAAUGUGCUGACCAGCUCCUCCUUCUGGGUCAGACGGACCGUGCUGUCCAAUUAUUGUUGGAGACGAGCGCAGACAAUCCCAGCUACUACUGUGAUUCCCUAAAGGCCUGCCUGGUGACCACCAUCACCUCCUCCGGUCCCUCCCAGUCCACCAUCAAACUUGUAGCCACUAACAUGAUCGCCAAUGGCAAGUUAGCAGAGGGGGUGCAGCUGCUUUGUUUGAUUGACAAGGCUGCGGAUGCUUGCCGCUACCUGCAGACCUACGGGGAGUGGAACCGCGCUGCCUGGCUUGCCAAGGUGCGUCUGAACCCAGCGGAGAGUUCAGAUGUGCUGAAGCGAUGGGCGGAGCAUCUGUGCUCCCCACAGGUCAACCAGAAAUCCAAAGCCAUCCUGGUGCUGCUUUCCCUGGGCUGCUUUUACAAAGUUGGAGAGAUGCUACACAGUACAAGGCACUUUGACAGUGCCGCUCUCUUUAUCGAAGCCUGCCUGAAAUACGGGGUCAUGGAGGCCAACGAAUUUGCACAUAAACUCAUAGAGACCGCAUUUUUGGACUAUGCGCGGCUGCUGCGCUCACUUGGCCUACGAGAGGGAGCUGCUCUGUGGGCGUCGCGGGCCGGCACCGCAGGCGAGCAGCUGUUGGAGGAUCUGUUCAAGGGGGAGGGAGCAGGACAUGAGGUCGCGAUUGACAGUGACGAGGCCAAGGUGACGACUGACUCUUCAUGAUGAGUGGACCCCAACUACUGAGCAUCAACCUUGACCGGGGAACUCUGUUGUUAUCUCUUUGUCAUGAGACAAUGGUGAGAGAUGAAGAGUCCCAUUGUGUCAUUUGUCAGUUCAUUCAUCGUCUUGUGGCUAUGGCGAAUUUGGCAUUUCGUAAUGUUUUUGUUGUGAUGGUGGGACCAUCGUGUCUGUUGACAGUUGUGUUUGCAUGUUACUUCUUCAAAAGAUUUAAUCUUCCCAACAAUUGACGUAUUGCGCAUUGUUGUUGACUUGAUGUCUGUUGAAUUGAAUUUUUAAUAUGGUGGGGUAUUACGUGUGCCUGUGUUAAAUACAUUUGAGGGAUAAAAUGUAUUUUGCUGUUCUACUACUGUGAUGCAGUGAGAUGCUACAUUUUCCCCUCUUUAUUGCAUGUUAAGUUUGCACUGCCUUGAAAGGUUGCUCUCACCAUUAACCUUCUCCAUCACUGAAUUCCAAAGCAUCGCACUCUUAAUUGUUCUUUAAAGAAUAAUCAUUUGCAGUAGCAUUCCAAGCGCUGAGCACCUCAAUGCUUAAAGAGGUUUAAUAGUAAAUGACCAAAUCCCAGAUACGCACAAUCCAUUCCUGUCAGACACUUGUAUGUACAAUGCAUCCCAAAAAUAUCCAUAACGUGGCCCAAUUUUCAGUUGAAAUUAAUUUUUGCAUUUUCUAAAAAAUAUGGCCAUAUGAAUAAUUUGAACAAAAAUGAUUUUAUUGUAUUUACCAUCCAUCCAUUUGUUUAAUGUGGCUUAUCUUGACUCGUGAUAUGUUUUGUUUUGUUUCCCCAACCAAGAAAAUUCCCUUUCAACAAAUAAAAAUCCUUUUAAAGUAAAAUUGGCUCUGAAAAGAAUAAUUUGUGGUAUUAACUGUAUAUUCCCACACAAACAAUAAGAGGCAAAGUGUUUAGCUUGGUAUUUGUAUUGAGUGCUUGAGUCAUCUAUGGCUGCUUUCAGCAUUAGCUUUUCAGCAUGUGUUGGAUGGAUUGCUUUUGCGCACUUAAUCCAUGUUGCUCCUGCUGAUGCAUACUUGAAAGAAAGUUGUCACCUACUCUGCGCAAGUAGGUGACAACUUUCCCCUUUCAAGGAACCACUCUGCUCAAAACCAUUUGUACGUGAAUGCAUUGACAGCCCUUGUCUGUUUAUCCACAAUAUGAUGUGUCAACCUGUCCUGCAGUCUGGCAGAAAUGUCUUGUGUGGGACCGUCCGUGUGUUGCUGUGUUUCAUAAACCUGUCAGUGAUGUUCCCUACUGUGUAACCAGGCAGUGUCAAUCGACAUCUAAAUGUUGUUGUGUAUCUAUUUCACAAUUCCCACUUCUAUAAGUGAAUGUAAAGUCUACAUACAAUUGUUCAAAUGUCAAGUUAAUCUCACAUAACGUGAAGCCACAGCCUGAGUUAUAAAAGGGUGUAUGCACAUGCAGAACCACAUUAUCUCACUUUUUACUCCCACCUCUACAGUGUUAUUUUUGCAUUGUGGUACAGGUUAUUAGGCAAAAUGAUUUUUUAUAUCACAUGAACCUGGCAUUUGAACAGGGGUGUCUAGACUUUUUAUAUCCACUGCACAGUAUGUGGAAGAGCUAGUAUCCGGUCACAGUACCAUCAAUGUACAUCAAUUUUUUUUUUUGCGGCUCUGAAUUUUGUCAUGCAAGACACGCAUACACAUUACUUCAUGGCUUCUAGUAGCCUCAUGCUGUUGUUUGUAUAGCACAAAAUAAUGUGUCAGGUUAAGUCCUGUACAUAUGCCUCCUUUAUUGCAAUCAAUAAUCAUAGAGUAUACACAUUCUUCCCCCCCAUCAUUGUCAGUUUAUGAUCACACCGUGAUGUUUUGAAUUCUACAAGCAUAAAUAUUCAAAGAAAACAUACCCCUAUAUGAAUGGCAAUAAAAAGAGUAUUUACAUUGUU